UCUGUCCAAUCUCUUUUAUAGUUUUUGAUUAGAAGCGUGGUCAGCCUUUUUGACUGCAAUAUUGUGGUUAGAAUUGUUACCGUUAAAGUUUCUUUAAAAGCCAAAAUGGCAAAAUUCGAUUUAACAUCACGUAUAGGUCAAUAUUUGGAUCGACAUUUAGUAUUUCCUUUGCUGGAAUUUUUAUCUGCAAAACAGAUUUACGAUGAGGACGAGUUGCUUCAAGCAAAGCUCGAUAUUCUCAGUAAGACGAACAUGAUUGAUUACGCUAUUGAUAUCAGACAACAGCUUUACCCCAAUUUGGAAGUGCCAGAGGAAUUAAAAGCACGUCGACAGGAGGUACUCCAAGAACUUGGUAUUUUACAAAAUAAUGUAUCAGUUGUUGUGUCUCUUAUGAAUAACGAAGAAGUCAUGAAGAAGAUGGAAAACAUGCGAGAUUCUAAAGCAUUAAAUAAUUAUCUGACUCAAGAAUCUGAUUUCAGGGUCGAAAUGAUGGAUAGUUUUGUGAAAUUAGCGAAAUAUCGCUAUGAAUGUGGCAACUAUUCUGUCUCAACGUCAUAUUUAUAUUUUUAUAUGCUUAUAAUGCCACCAUCAGAUAAGAAUUAUUUAAAUGUUCUUUGGGGCAAAUUAGCAUCAGAAAUUUUGGUUCAAAACUGGGAAACUGCAUUAGAAGAUGUAAACAAACUAAGAGAGUAUAUUGACAGUAAUGUUAUAGGGAACUCUCUGCAAAUAUUGCAACAACGAACAUGGUUAAUCCACUGGAGUUUGUUUGUAUUUUUCAACCAUGUGAAAGGCAGAGAUUUGAUUAUAGAAAUGUUUCUAUAUAGACCCCAUUAUCUAAAUGCUAUUCAAACAACGUGUCCUCAUAUAUUACGAUAUUUAGCAGCAGCUGUUAUUGUCAAUCGUUCUAGACGGUCUAUAUUGAAAGAUCUUGUAAAAGUAAUACAACAGGAAUCGUAUACAUACCGUGAUCCAAUUACUGAAUUUUUGGAGCAUUUAUAUGUCAAUUUUGAUUUUGAUGGAGCAAGGCAAAAAUUGCAAGAAUGUCAAACAGUUGUAUUUAAUGACUUUUUCUUAAUUGCAUUAUUAGGUGAAUUUGUUGAGAAUGCUCGAUUAAUGAUUUUCGAGACAUUCUGUCGUAUUCAUCAAUGUAUCAGUAUUGGAAUGUUGGCAGAGAAAUUAAAUAUGAAAGCAGAUGUAGCUGAAUGUUGGAUUGUUAAUUUAAUACGGAAUGCAAGAUUAGAUGCCAAAAUAGACAGUAAAUUAGGUCACGUUGUAAUGGGUGGACAGCCUGCAUCACCUUAUCAACAGUUAAUUGAAAAAGUAGAAACGCUAAGCGUGCGAAGCGAAGCGUUGGGUAACUUAAUUGAACGCAAGUUAAAAGCUAAAAAUCAGGACCCUGUAAGUAUAGUGUGGAACUAAGGAAGUAUCAAAAUUCUUGGAAUUUGGAUUUAUGAUAUCGUGACAUAAUUCUCAACGAUACUAUUAAACAUAGUAUUUGAAUUAUCUCCAAGUACAAGCAGAAUAUCAACACUCAAAGCAUAUGUUCGUAAGGAAGUCCGUGCAAAGAUUUAUUCGUAAAAAUAAUAUAUUUUUAUUCAUAUAUAUUUUACAAAAAAGAAAAUGCUAUGAAUAAAAAUAUAUUUGCAUGAAUAUUUCAUGAAUACAUAUAUGCACACAUUGCGAUACAAAAACUACUUGUAAUAUGUAUUCGUAUGUUUCAUACUUAGAAAUGUGAAAAAAAGAGAAUUAAAUACUUGUAUUAAAAAAAAUAUAUACUUUCCAUAUCGAACGUUUUGUAAUAGAUAUUGGAAAAACAUGUUUAAUGCGAAAAUUGUAAUCGAACAAGCGGAAGAAUUUUUGAAAACAUAAAACUGUAUAAAUCCAUACCUUCCAUGAAAAACUUUAUCGUACAUUUUAUAUUAAAAACAUGAAUUGACAUAUUCAAAAAUAAAGUAAUUUUGAAAAGA
Messenger RNA from Nomia melanderi (Alkali bee), 1967 nucleotides. RefSeq names its product eukaryotic translation initiation factor 3 subunit E (gene eIF3e). Gene Ontology annotation, molecular function: translation initiation factor activity. Lineage: Eukaryota; Metazoa; Arthropoda; Insecta; Hymenoptera; Halictidae. Gene Ontology annotation, cellular component: eukaryotic translation initiation factor 3 complex; cytoplasm. The record is from RefSeq and is a predicted model, not a curated record.